Stegastes partitus (bicolor damselfish) is the source of this 4662-nucleotide messenger RNA. It is a transcript of the gene tonsl, whose product is annotated as tonsoku-like, DNA repair protein. The transcript is spliced from 26 exons. Gene Ontology annotation, biological process: double-strand break repair via homologous recombination; replication fork processing. Gene Ontology annotation, molecular function: protein binding. The record is from RefSeq and is a predicted model, not a curated record. NCBI's taxonomy places the organism in Eukaryota, Metazoa, Chordata, Actinopteri, Pomacentridae. Bases 258 to 4322 code for a protein of 1354 amino acids. Gene Ontology annotation, cellular component: nuclear replication fork.
UAAGCUAAAGCGACAGAUAUUUACUGAGCUGGUGGCUAGCAGCGCUGUUCUCUGUGACAGCCAGCACGAUCGGAUACACGAAUAACAUCUGAUGAGCAGAAGGAGACGCGUGCCGAUGAAACUCAAGCGUCGUUUUCUUCUUUUGUGAGUUGGCAGCCGUUUAGCCGAGGCUAAGCUAAAGCUAAGCGCCCUGCUUGUCAUUCACUACCAGCUGGAGGUUAGCUUGCUAACUAGCUAGCUAGCAGUUCUGAACCAGGAUGAGCUCUGCACGAGAAAUCAAACAACUGCAAAAAGCUAAAAACAGAGCCCAGAGCAACCAGAACCUAAAGGAGGAAGGCAACAUCUGCAACCAGCUGGGAGAGCUGCUGUCCAGGAGUGGUGAUUAUGAAGCCGCCAUCAGGGAGCACCAGCAGGAGCUGGCUCUGUCCGAGGUGCUGAACGACGUGAUUGGACGAGCUGUGGCCAAUCGUAAGAUAGGAGAGUGCUACGCUGAGAUGGGAAACAUUGAGGCUGCUUUGAAACACCAGCGCUGUCACCUGGACUUGGCUCGCUCUGUCAGCGAUCAUGCCGAAGAGCAACGGGCGCUGGCCACCAUCGGUAGAACCUACCUCUUCCGCUAUGAGUCGGACCAAUCCAGGAACAGUUUGGAGCAAGCGGAGGACGCCUUCAGGAAGAGUUUGGCCAUCGUGGACGACCGACUAGAGGGAACUGUGCCAGAGCGAGAAAUCAGUGAGAUGAAGGCACGCCUCUUCCUGAACCUCGGCCUGGUCUGCGAUCACCUGGGGGAGCCCAAACGCUGCAGCGAGUUCAUCCGGCGAAGCGUCUUCAUAGCUGAGAGGAGCCAGCUGCUGGAGGAUCUCUACCGCGCAAACUUCAACCUGGGCAACAUCUACUUCCGUAACGGUCAGCACUCCAACGCUGUCCGCUGCCUGGAACAGGCCAAAGAGUGCGCCAAGAAGAUCAAGGAGAAGUUCAGCGAGAGCGAGUGCUGUGUUGUCAUUCGUCAACAGGUGCAGCUCUCUCUGGGCGACUUUGUGGCAGCCAGACGAUCUCUGAAGAAAGCUCUCCUGCUGGGAUCUCAGCAGCCUCUGGACAGGCAGGCGGUGAAGAAAGUGUUCAAAUACGCCGACCAGGGCUGUAAACUAGAGGAGGAACUGGGGGAAGAUCAGGGCAAAAGGCUGGGCUCUCACCAGGCUGUGGAGCUGGCCGAGCAGCUGGGGGACCUCUAUUGUAAGGUUGGCUGCUACAGCAAAGCUCUGGAUGCCUAUCAAGCUCAGCUGAAGGGUGCUGAAGCUUUAGGGAAGCCUGCCAGGGAGCUGGCUGUCAUCCACGUGUCCCUGGCUGCCACCUACACAGACCUGAGACAGUACAGCAAGGCAGUGGAGCACUACAGAAAGGAGCUGGCUUUACGACAGGGCAGCUGCACAGAGGAGUGCAGCACAUGGCUGAACAUCGCCACGGCUCAGGAGGAGAGCGGCUGUGCCUCGGAGGACGUAGACGGCAGCUACAGAGCAGCACUGCGCUGUGCUCAGACGUCUGGGCAGGCCAGACUGCAGUGGAACAAAAGGAACGAGAAGGGCGAGACGUCCCUCCACAGAGCAUGCAUCGACGGAAACCUGAAGCAGGUCCAGUAUCUGGUGGAACAGGGUCACCCAGUGAACCCCAGGGACUACUGUGGCUGGACCCCCCUCCACGAGGCCUGCAACCACGGCCACUAUGAUGUCGUCGGUGUGCUGCUGGAGCGCGGUGCCAACAUCAACGAUCCCGGCGGCCCCCUAUGCGAGGGAGUCACUCCUCUGCAUGACGCCCUCACUUGUGGAAAUUUAAAGGUUGCUCGACUCCUGGUGGAACGAGGGGCUUCUGUCACGCAACGAAACUCCAAGGGUAACACUGCCUUGGACACCCUGCGUCAGUGGCAGAGGACAUACAGCCGAGAGCUGGACCAGGACACCAGGCAGGAGUGUGUGGCCACAGAGAGGCUGCUGAGGAAGGCUCUCGCAGGGGGAGUGCCUGCUGCUCCGGCCCCGGCCAAGCCUUUUGAUGCUCUGCAGGACAGCCAGCUAUUUGAUGCAGAGAACUCUGAGCCGCUGACGUCCACUGGAGGGGGCUCUUCCUCCAGCCAACACUGGCCCCGAAACAACAGGAGCUCGGAGGUGAAAGCGGCGGCCGCCAGCCCCAGACGGCAGCAGAGCAAUGGCUCAACGCAGCGGCACAGAGCCAGAGGGACAGAGGCUGCAGUUCUGUACGGGAUUGACAGCAGCUGCUCGGAUGACAGCGACUCUGACUGUCCGGUCAGUCCUCUCCGUCCCGUCCGCCCGAGACACAGUUUCCCAGCAGCCCAGAGUCAAAACGAGGCUCCCUCAAACAAGGAACCUGCCUCAGUCCCCGGCUCGGGUCAGGAGAGUAUUAGAGAGGCCCCUGCACCUUCUGUCUUCGCACGAGAGGAGUACCACAGCGCCAUCCGAGGCUUAGGCAGCGCCACAACUCGUCUCCAGGGCCUCUCACAGCCGCACUUCUCCAGCACACCUGAUGUUUCAUCCAGCAGCAAAUCGGCCCUGGUUCCCGAGGACGAGUAUCUGGCCGACGACUGGCUGGAGGACGACUUGGGCGAAGUCCAGCCGAAGAAGAAGAGGAGGCUCCGGAUGGAUCAGGACGGAGCGAGAGGAGAGGAAGCGGCUUCGACGUCGGCAUCCAGAGGCCAAAACAAGCAGCUGAACUCAGACGCAUCCUGCAGAGGUUCUGCGGUUCACUCCAGCUCCAGCAGGAGUCACUCUCUGAAAAAGAACAGCUCACAGAGGAAUCACCAGGUGAAAAUGACUCAAAUGCCAGGGAUGGUGCGGCUGGGCAGACGGGAGGUCGGCAGGUCCAACAGUCCCACCGUGACGGACGACGAGGACUCGAGGCCUGACACGCCUCCGCCGCCCCCGCAGACACUCAGCCAGCUCAGGAACCAGCCUCCGACUCAGUUGCCUCCACCGAUCAGGAUGAGGGUGAGAGUUCAGGAAGACGUGUUCCUCAUUCCGGUUCCUCAGAGCGAGGCCGACUCCUGCACCGUGUCCUGGCUGUGCGAGCAGGCGGCUCAGCGCUACUACCAGAAAUGUGGCCUCCUGCCUCGCCUCUCGCUGCAGAAGGAGGGCGCUCUGCUCUGCCCACAGGACCUGUUGCUGGCCGUCCUCCACACCAACGAAGAGGUUUUGGCUGAGGUCUGCUCCUGGGACCUCCCUCCUCUGUGUGAGCGCUACAAGAAGGCGUGUCACAGCCUGGCAGUGGGUGAGAACAAGCGUGUUGCCCGACUGUGUGAGGUUCAGGACGGGGCUCCUUCUGUGUCGGUGUGUGGCCUCGGUUUGGACUCCUCUUCCCUCAGCCCUCUCCUGCGAGCCCUAAAACUUCAGGCCAGCCUCACCGAGCUGCGUAUUUCUGGCAACCGUCUUCCCGACAACCUUCUCCCUGAACUGAUUGCAACAACCAUCACGAUGCCUCGGCUGCGGCUGCUGGACAUUUCGGCCGGUUGCGUUACGGCUGAAGGGCUGGGGAGGGCUGUUAAUGCUCUGAAGGGACUCAGUCAUCCUGCGUUUCCGUGCCUGGAGGAGCUGGAUCUCAGCGCCAACCCGCUCGGCGACGGUGUAUCUGAGUCUCUGUCCUGUCUGCUGUCCUGCUGCCCCGUCUUAGCCAAGCUGUCUCUGCAGGCCUGUGGUCUCACCGCUCGCUUCCUCCAGCAGCAUCGCCUGCUGCUGGCCAGCGCUCUCACAGGCUCGGGCCACCUGAAGUCAGUGUGCAUAUCCCACAAUGCACUGGGCUCCACCGGCUUCGAGCUGGUGCUGAAGACUCUGCCCCUCCACUGUCUCACUCACCUGGACCUGUCUGCCGUCCGCAGGGGUCCUGCUGAUCCUCCAGCACUAGAACAUCUCGCCACCGUCCUGUCGCAGGACGACUGUUCUCUGACUCACCUGAGCCUGGCAGCUAACGGGCUGACGGACGGCAGCGUAGCCGCCUUGGCCAGGUGCCUGCAGUCCUGCCCGACCCUGGUGAGUCUGGACCUGUCAGGAAACCCGUCUGUUACAUCAGCAGGACUUCACAGCAUCCUGGCGUCCGUCAGAGAGGCUCGUCGGCCGCUGACGCUCCUGAACCUCCAAGGCUGCCAGGUGUCCGGCCCCUGGGACGCUCACGGUCUGGACGGUUUGUCGGAGCUGGUCCAGGACCUCCGUCUGUGCUCUCAGGCUCUGAACAAGCUGGACCGACAGGCCCUGAAGCAGAGCUGGGAACACGGAAGCUUCCUCGACCGAAGCAACAAGUGCCUGCUCUCUGCUGCAGCGUCCUCGUGAAGAUCUUUGGAUCUUCUGGCCUCUUCUCUUUAUGACUGAUGCAGAGUUUUUGGAGUAAAUGUUUAAUAAAGGAGCCUCUUUUUUUUAUUUUCUGUUCUGUGAAAGCUUCAGGCUGCUCAUCAAAGCCUUAAUGUGCACUGAAGAACCCGGUGCCGUGGCCUCCACAUGUCCUCUGUGUACAUAUCUCGUAUGCUUCCUGUGUUUUGUGCGUCCUAUUUAUGUGAACAUGUACAGAUCUCAUGCUGGUUUUUGGUCGUCGUGUCCUCGGCUCACUGAAUCAUCGUAUGAUUUGAUUUAAAAAAGGAAAGAAAACUAUUAAACGGACUCAUGGUGCUUCUUG